Messenger RNA from Dichomitus squalens LYAD-421 SS1, 819 nucleotides. RefSeq lists its product as uncharacterized. Bases 1 to 819 code for a protein of 272 amino acids. The transcript is spliced from 2 exons. Lineage: Eukaryota; Fungi; Basidiomycota; Agaricomycetes; Polyporales; Polyporaceae. Gene Ontology annotation, molecular function: DNA-binding transcription factor activity. Gene Ontology annotation, biological process: regulation of DNA-templated transcription. The record is from RefSeq and is a predicted model, not a curated record.
AUGACCCGUGGACGCCGAAAGGACAUGACCAUACCCCCUUCGCGUGCCCUUCUCCAGCAGCGAGAUUAUCGAGCACGCAAGGCACAGUAUGUCGCCGACCUCGAAGUUCGUGUAAAGAAAGCCGAAGACGAGAACGUCCUCCUUCGCAAGGAGAUCGAUGCCCUCCAAGCCAAGCUCAAAGCCGCUACGCCUCUCCAGGCGCAAUCUCCAUACGGCCCUGAAGUGGCCGCAGCCUCCUCAGAUCUCAUGCACCACCUCACUGUCGCGGCUGCCUCUAUCACACGAUUUCAGCAGCUCGCAUUCUACCCAGGCCCUGCCGGCACGGGCCCUGCGCCCCAUGUUAACCGCACGCCGAUCACCCUUGCCACCCCGACGUACACUCCGUCGCCCGUUGCGCCGCCGCACGCGCACAAACUCAGCGUCUCGCCACGCAUCGAGCUGCCGCCACUCGCACUGUCGCCACCGCACCACCGUCACCGCUCCGCGGAACGCGAACGAGAACUCGAACGAGAGCGGCAAUACCGCGAGCCGCUCCCUUCGGUGUAUCCCCACCGCUCGCUUCCCGCCACCGUCAUGGGGCCCGCCCCCGGCCAACAGGCUGCGCGGUUCCCUGCCCCCAGCGAUCCGGACUGUUGCGAAGGUUACGUGGACUGUCGCGGCCUGGUACAGGAAGACGAUGAGUCGAUGGACGAAGACGAAGACAGCCGGUCCGGGUCUCGGGCACGGUUCACGCAGCGCAUGUCCGACGUGAGAUCCACAACGUCGUCUUCGUCGGGCCCGGAAGAUAGCGGUUCUUCCCAUACGGCCGGCUCACGAUGA